This is a messenger RNA of Hibiscus syriacus, 1019 nucleotides long. Its product is annotated as probable receptor-like protein kinase At1g49730. The record is from RefSeq and is a predicted model, not a curated record. Gene Ontology annotation, cellular component: plasma membrane. The transcript has 8 exons. NCBI's taxonomy places the organism in Eukaryota, Viridiplantae, Streptophyta, Magnoliopsida, Malvales, Malvaceae. Gene Ontology annotation, biological process: protein phosphorylation. Bases 1 to 867 code for a protein of 288 amino acids. Gene Ontology annotation, molecular function: protein kinase activity.
AUGGUAUCAUUAGAGCAGCAUCUCAUUAGAGCAAGAUUUCAGUUGUAUUCCUUCAUCACUUGUGAGGUCUCUUCAAGUUCUGCGGUUAUAUUGAUCUCUGGUUUCUAUGAAAUUCGGAGCAAGAAGUUCUCCUACAAAGAUGUAAAGAGGGCAACCGAUGGCUUCCAUAGGAUAGUAUACAGCAAUUCCCAUGGGGCUGCAUAUAAGGCCAGAUUCGAAGGUGGUGAAGUUGCUUUGUUUUCCACAGGGAACAAGAGGCUAUUAGUGUUUGACGAUAUCGAAAAUGGAAGCUUAAAGGAGCAUUUUAACGAUCCUCUCAAGACUCCUUUGAACUGGAAAACAAGACUACAAAUUGCAGUUGGUGUGGCAGCGGCAUUGGAAUACUUGCUUCUAUUCAGUAAUCCACCGGUUUAUCAUGUCUCCAUCAACUCAAGCAAUAUCAUGCUCUACGAGAACUUUACGGCUAUGCUAACCGAUGUUGGCCUUCUUAGUUCCAUUGGAACUUAUGUUCAAAUGCCUCAUUCGUCGUGUUCAGAAGAAUGUAUGGGACAAAAAUGUGGGAACAUAAUCUUUCAGCUUGGAGUUCUGAUAUUGGAGCUAAUAACAGGGCAGUCAUCGGAGCUAAUAACAGGGCAGUCAUCGGAGCAAGGAGGCACUGAUUUGAUCCAAUGGGUCCAAGGGUCGCGUCUCAGCAGUUCGAUCGAUAUGAUGAUCGAUCCGGACCUAGGGAACAAUUAUGAUUCUAAAGAGCUUAAGAAGCUUCUAGUUGUACCAAGAUUAUGUUUAAAAUCUAAGAAUAACCCGGAAUUUCCUGUCCCUCAGGUAUUUCGAUUUCUGCAGAAGAAGGUACAAAUUCCUAGAGAUUAAGUGUUAGUGAUCUUGAGCUUUCUGAUGUACGGAAUUUCAUAUUUAUUCAUUCAUGGAGUUUUGACAAGACUUGUACAUCUCCUGAAACAAUCUUGGUAGAGCGAUGCACCAGAUUGCAAUAGCCAAUAAUGAAGAAUUUGUUCUUUUUUUCA